AUGGCUUCAAAACAGCAUACCUCUGGCAGCAUCCCCAAGGAGCCGGCCUUAAUUCCACCAAAUCAUGAAGACGCAGAUGAUUUGCAUACACUCGAAUCAAAAUCUUUCGGAGAGUUUUCGAUAGAUACCUGGGAUGACAUCCUCGACUACGUAGAGUCACCUAGCGAUCUAUACUCACUGGCUCUGACCUCCCGAACCCUUUAUAAUCUGGCGCUCCCCCAUCUCUACAAAGCAAUUUCUAUUCGUUCGCCGCACUUCGCACAUGAGGCUACAACCAACGAAAAGCUCAUCCCCAUCGACCACCUAUUACCAAUCUCUCCGUCCCCCGUCGACAUCCCAAAUAAAAUUGAAUUUGAACCACCGUCUGCGAAAAGACGCAGAAUCGAACCUCCCGGCGCUCAUCAUGAUCGUUGUGAGCCAUCUUCAACGAUGGCCAUGUAUCAAAAGCCGCAUCUUCUCCGUUACGUGAGGAAGCUAAGGGUUGAGAAAUGGGAAGCUCAGAGAGUAGUCUUCACCUCCGACCCUCUCCCUCGAUUUAAAAAGGGAUUCAAUGUGUAUGAGGCUGGGGAAUUUGGCCCCGAGGGAGUUAAAGACCUUGGUAUGAAGGCAUCAUUACUAGAUGCCCUGAAAAACAUGCCAAACUUAACUAGUUUGACAAUUAACUUUGAGGAUUGGGACCCUUUUGACCCUGGCAACUACGGUCCUAGCCAAGCCGUUGAAUCCAGCAGUGAAUACAAGCCCCAUCUACAUGGUCUGGUUGGUUUCAAGAAUCUGGAGGAACUUGUCGUAUUAGGAAUUAUGAUUGGAGACAGGUUAGACGAAAUAGAACGCGUCGUCAAAGAUUGUCUCCUCUCUAAUAAGCCUGGAAGGAGAUUGAAACGGAUAGAAAUGAGAGCCCAUACUGGAUGGUGGGACUUUUUAGAAAAUGAGCAAGUCCCAUUUGGUGCACCUGAACUUCUGUCCAGUGUCAGUGAUAUGUGGGAUACAUGUUUUCCACGUUCGGAAGAGUUCAGAAGGAGGGUCCGCAGGUUGGGUCUUGUGGACAUAAACGUCAUUCUCGAGUUUGGUCCAACAAAAUGGCAAUUUAACUAUGAUAAAACGAGCCCUUACCCCUACUGGGAGAACAUCACCGCCUUAGACUUACAAGGGCUCUGUACAACAUAUACCUUUGAAGCUAUCGAUAUAUUAGCAGAAAAAUUCAGGUUGCGUCAACCGCAACACUUAAAGGUUUUCGUGGUUGAAUGUGGGAUCGGUUAUUUAAACGAAUUCCUCGAUCAUUGUCGUGGGCUGAAAGAACUAUAUGUUCUUGAUCCUGAUAGAACGGACUCAUCAUCAAUAUCUGAUAGAAUCGAUAUUGGGGGCAUCCAUAAGGUUUUUGACACUAUAUCUAAGCGUCACUUACUUACACUUGAGGUUUUAGUAGUGGAAGAAGUCAUUUGCGCACCCCGAUCAGGCGGCACAAGUGAAGAUAUUAAUUCAAUUGAGGGGUGGAAAGAGCGUGGAGGGAAGUUGCGUGAACUCGCCGUUAAUGUCUGGGGUCCCUGGGAAGAAAUUAGUCAGUUUUUGUCAGCUUUCCAGAACUUGAAAGCAUUGCGCCUGUUUAGUCGCAGAUGCAAUAAAGAAAUCGCUGAAAGGAGUUUUCCAUGGCCAAUCUUCGGAUCAACUUUCGGCAUUCAUCUUGGCCACCUUUACGAUGUCCAGACUACUGCAGUUGCAGUAAUGGUAGCAAAUACCUGGGGGCGAGAUUUUAUAAGUGGAAAGGCCGGUAUGGGACCGUUGAUUCCCGAGGGACACAGAUGGAUCUGGAUUGGAGAUUGCACUCGUCCCUGGAAAUGGCACACUCACGAUACGGAAAAGUACGCUGGAUGGAUGGAUUUUGAGUCGCAACUGUGGUUCAAAUACUUCGAUCGCGAUAGUUCACGCGCCAAUUGGAGAGCAUGGGAGGAGGAGGUGAAGAUGUCGAAGGUCUUAAGGCAGGAUGGUAUCUUAAUACACAGCAGUGCGGAAUCUGAGGUGAGGUGGAAGGGAUGCUGUGACGGCUGCUCUGCAAGAUUGGACGACGCUUAA
This is a messenger RNA of Morchella sextelata, 2067 nucleotides long. RefSeq lists its product as uncharacterized. The coding region runs from base 1 to 2067 and encodes 688 amino acids. The transcript is spliced from 2 exons. The record is from RefSeq and is a predicted model, not a curated record. Lineage: Eukaryota; Fungi; Ascomycota; Pezizomycetes; Pezizales; Morchellaceae.